GUUUAUCACAGUUUCAUAUUAACUUUCGUAUCACACGGAUCGCGCAACGCAAUCGCUGUUCAGAUCACAUUCAGAUCAACGUCCGUACACAUCUAUAUAUACAUAUAUAUAUUUACUGUUAUUUGGCGCGUUCAAUAAUGCAUUCCAGUUAUCAAAAUCGACGUCAGUUUGUCAAGGCUCGGCUGCUGCAGCUGCUCCUGUUCCUGCUCCUCCUCUUCGCCAGCUGUGCCGCACGCCCUGCCACGCCCCAUACCAUCUACUACAACAAUCAGCCUCCAGAUGCGAAGGGAAACUACCAAUUCGAAUUCCAGACCUCCAAUGGCAUCACCACCAAGGGGGCGGGCAACGAGGCUGGCGCCGUGGGCGUGGUCCAGUACGUAUCUAAGGAGGGCCUACCCAUAACCUUCACCUAUGUGGCCGACGAGAACGGCUACCAGCCGAGCGGAGAUCACGCCAUCAAGCACCUGGAGCGUCAGCUGGAAUACAUACGCACGCAUCCAUCCGUAGACGAGGUGCAAUCGAGGCGUUGGUAGUGAAUCUUGAACAUAUACAUAUAUUAGAUUUAUAUAUAGCAGAUCUAGAUAAAUUGCGCGACUGUCAGCGAGGGAGAUAAGAACGCAUUAUUGUUAAUAUUAUUAUUAUAAUAUCUGUAGCGAGCAGACGAUUGAAAUGUCAAAUUGAUGUUUAUGGAUAUUAAAUGCAAAUCGGGAAUAACGUUUUGAGUGAAACAGAAAAAUAAAUAUAUGUACAUAAAUAUGUAUUUUGUAUAUAUAGAAUUCCAAAAACAAAUAUGUAUGUAUGUAUAUAUAAAAAAUUCUUUAUUCAUUCCAUCAGCGGACAACUUAACCUUGUCUCUUAAGCCGAGAACUUCUUCUAUUGAAAACGAAAGUGCUGCCAGGAGGAAUACGGAGGCUUGCAUAUGUGGCGUAAUUUGAUAUUAACAUUUUCAAAUGACGUCGCUGACUUAAUUUCAAUAUUUAAUGUAUUCGCAAUAUAUUUGACCGUUUAUAAAGUCAAAAAUUAAAUACUUUUGACUCUUUAUAUAUAACAUUUAAAAUGCAUCAUACACCUUCCAGACUUUUUUAUGGUUAUAGGAAACUGAAACCUGUUGCCUAGCAGCUGCAGACUAUCAAAAAUAUGUUAGGCGAUGAACUCAAAAAAAAAAAACAAAAUAAUAAUAAUAAUAUACAUAUAAUUAAAAGAGAGCAACAUAACUUUUAGUUAUAAUUCUCUAGAAGAUAAAUAGACUUAAUAUUCAAUGAAAUUAGGUAAUUUAUAUGUAUAAUACUGAAUGCUUUAGUCACGCUGAAACAUCUAGGGUUCAUUUACUUAAGUUGCAUAUAUAUACAUAUGUACAUAUAGAGCAAAUAUAUCUCAACUUUGAUAAAUAUCGCUUUGGCUAAUAA
Drosophila mojavensis is the source of this 1406-nucleotide messenger RNA. It is a transcript of the gene Cpr78Ca, whose product is annotated as pupal cuticle protein Edg-78E. Gene Ontology annotation, molecular function: structural constituent of chitin-based larval cuticle. NCBI's taxonomy places the organism in Eukaryota, Metazoa, Arthropoda, Insecta, Diptera, Drosophilidae. Gene Ontology annotation, cellular component: chitin-based extracellular matrix. The coding region runs from base 138 to 533 and encodes 131 amino acids. The transcript has 2 exons. The record is from RefSeq and is a predicted model, not a curated record.